AUGAUUGAACCCGAACAUAAUCAGCACCAUGAUCCUGGGACAAGCUACGAGGAGCCAGUGGAAUUUUUGGAAGACAAUAUAUUGGGAAUAGGAAAUAAUAACGGAAUGAUGAUGGCAGGGCAUCCGAAUUGCUCUACGACGUUAAACAAUCCAUGGAUGGCUAGUACAGGGACAAAUACCCAGGUUGCCCAACUGUAUUUGUCGUACCCAUUGAAUGGCGGAUACGGCGGAAACAUGUACCGUGGUAAUGACAGGAUGGCACAAGAGACCGUCGGGGUUUCGGGAAAUUUGGAUGAUGAAGUGGUUGGUAAUGGAACGUAUAUGGAUCCGGCGAUUGAUCUUUCAGGAUACAACUACAAUCCGGAGGCGGUUAAUACGACUAGCCAAUACGCACAAAAUCUGUUCCUUCCGUUCAACUCAACAUCGUCGUUGAAUUCCAUGAAUUCUACUGGCGCCAUAAAUACAUAUACAUCAGCAUCAACAUUGGGGUCAGAAGGCUAUUCAGCCCCAGGUGGACCAAUGGCCCCGGGAGGGUCUACGACACCAGGGUACCCAUCUCCUGUAUCGCAUCGUCAAUCACCAUUACAGACACAGCAAAAGCAGCCUAAAUUGAAGGUUAAGACAGAAAAGACCGACACAAAAAAACGAUACAGGAUCAUCAGAGGUGUUUCGGCAGGAGGUUGCUCCACUAGACCACCGAAAUACCUCGUAGACUCCAACGCUUUAUAUUUACCAAUCGAGUUGCAUGUUAAUGGCGCAUCAUUUGAAGAGAUAUGCUUUCCUGUUUGGAGUGCAUCUGAAAAAGAGGAUCGUCGUCGGAUUAUCCGUAUCGAAAGGGUUCAGAAUGGGCACAAAUUGCUGGCCAAUUUUUCUAUUGUAGGAGCAGCCAACGAAAAUCCUAUAACGUUACCACCACCGCCAGAUACUGAUGUCAUUGAGGUGUCUUGCUUGGAAUGUACUACUAUUUCAAAUGAGACUGAUGAUCAAAGCGCCAGCGAUGAAGAUCUGGCUGUGCCCAUCCAGGGAAUGCACGAUGGCAAAUACAACCAGUACUAUAUUACAUCAGUAGAAGUCAUUGAAAUCGUGGAAUUACUUAUUGGUACUCAAUCUAUGGAUGCAGCUGACAGAAGAAAGGAAAGAGGUAGGAUUAGAUCCAACUUGGUUCCCUUUUGGUCCAGAAAACCCAUUUCUUCCCGGAUGCCAGAUAACUCUUCAGCGCAUUCAUCUAAAUCACCAGGGUAUGCUGGUAUGGAUACCCGUCUCACUAAUCAGGACUAUCGAUUCGAAUUGGCUAAAAGGAUAAUGGCAUAUGAAAUCAGGAAACCUAGAGGCUUUGACAAAGAGGUGAGAAUUCUUAGAUGGGAUAAGUUGAUACCUGCCUUAAAAAGAGCAUUACAAACCUACUACACAGAGAUACCUAGUUCUGAUUCUUCUAUAGAUUUUUCUUAA
This is a messenger RNA of Debaryomyces fabryi, 1449 nucleotides long. RefSeq lists its product as uncharacterized. NCBI's taxonomy places the organism in Eukaryota, Fungi, Ascomycota, Pichiomycetes, Serinales, Debaryomycetaceae. The transcript has a single exon. The record is from RefSeq and is a predicted model, not a curated record. Bases 1 to 1449 code for a protein of 482 amino acids.